Molecule: messenger RNA, 1182 nt
Organism: Dendrobium catenatum
Lineage: Eukaryota; Viridiplantae; Streptophyta; Magnoliopsida; Asparagales; Orchidaceae
Product: trihelix transcription factor GT-3b
Exons: 2
Coding region: 46-837 (263 amino acids)
Source: RefSeq, a predicted model, not a curated record
CUUUUUCUCCUCUCCAUUAUAAGAUCUCUAACGCCUCUUCAAUCCAUGGAAUAUCACUUGCAUCAUCAAGAACAAGAUCUCGCAGGUGUCGACGUUGCCGCCUCCAGCGGCGGCGGAGGCGAGAGGCUACCACAGUGGAGUCCGGCGGAGACCCGGGAGUUCCUCUCCGUCCGAGCUGAGCUCGAUCAGUGCUUUGCUGAGACUAAACGCAAUAAGCGUCUUUGGGAAGAAAUCUCAUCACGCAUGCUUAGUAAGGGCUUCUAUCGCACCCCCGAACAAUGCAAGUCUAAGUGGAAGAACCUUCUCACACGCUUCAAGGGAAGCGAGGCAAUGGACGAUGAGAGGAGUAGGCAGACGUUCCCUUACUAUGAGGAAAUGAAAAAUAUAUUCUCGAGAAGGGUGCAAAGGCUUCACAGCUUGGAGAAGGAGAAGGGAGUAUUGGAUCCGGAAGAAGUCGAGGAGAAGCAGGAAGAAGAAGAUGAUGAUGACGGAAGAAUGAAGAAGAAAAGGAAAAGGAAAAGUGGUAGAAAUGAAGGAGAAGAAAGAGGAAGGAUACUUGAAGAAGUGUCGUGGGCAUUAAAGGAGCUGGCGAGGAGGCAAAGGGAGAGGGAAGAGAGGUGGUUGCAGGCUGCAGAGAGGAGAGAUGCCGAGAGGCGUGAGGCCCAGUUCGAGUUGCGGAGGGUGAUGGAGGGGAUUCAUGAAGAGCGGGCGGCUAUGGAGAAGAGAUGGCGAGAAAGAGAAGAAGAGCGGUGGGCAAGGCAGGAGGUCAGAGCCGAGCGACGGGAUAGAAUCAUUGCUACUAUUUUUGCAAGGCUUGACGGCGAUAAUGGCGAUUGAAUGGUUAUGUACGUAUGGGAGCCAAGGUAGUUUUUUUGCUUGCUUUUUAGUUAAUUUUUAGUUAGAUUUGUUGAUCAAAGAUUUUGGUGCUAUGUAAUGGACCUUAUCGACCCCUGUACUGCAUCUUAGUUUUAAUUUUGAAGAGGAGAGUGAGUAUAGAUGGCAUUUUUAGUAAGAGGUGAAGACCUGAGGAGUACUAGGGUUCGAUACUGUUUCUGACCAAGGAAGAAAUGGUCUGCGUGCCAUGUAGAAGAAUGUGCAUGAAAAUUCGUUCAUCUUCUUGUGUGUGUAUAAGAAUAAUUUACUGAGAAAUGUUAUUUAAAUUACGAUUCAAAUGAUUUUUUU